This is a messenger RNA of Periophthalmus magnuspinnatus, 990 nucleotides long. It is a transcript of the gene ccndx, whose product is annotated as cyclin Dx. Gene Ontology annotation, biological process: regulation of cyclin-dependent protein serine/threonine kinase activity; positive regulation of G1/S transition of mitotic cell cycle; mitotic cell cycle phase transition. Gene Ontology annotation, cellular component: nucleus; cyclin-dependent protein kinase holoenzyme complex; cytoplasm. The record is from RefSeq and is a predicted model, not a curated record. The transcript has 4 exons. Gene Ontology annotation, molecular function: cyclin-dependent protein serine/threonine kinase regulator activity. NCBI's taxonomy places the organism in Eukaryota, Metazoa, Chordata, Actinopteri, Gobiiformes, Gobiidae. The coding region runs from base 1 to 990 and encodes 329 amino acids.
AUGUCCCAGGAGCUGGCAGUGUCGCUCUGGUGUGAAGAAGCAGGUGAUGCUCACAGUCUGGAGGAGGACCACACAGAGUCCCGAGUCCUGGUUGAGAUCCCAGUGCAGACCCGGGAUAGUCCGGUUGAGAUUCAGGAGCAGAACCAGGAGCGGUGCGAUGUCCCGGCCGCUUGGGACCCUUCCGUUUUGGGGCAGAGGGCGGUCACGAGGCUCCUUCAGCUGGAGAGGAGGUACCUGCCCUCGGCGCUGUAUGUCAGUCUGAUCCAGGGGGCGCCAGAGAGCAGAGACGAGCUGGUCAAAUGGGCCAUGGAGGUGUGCUCGGACGCGGGGUGUGAGGAGCAGGUCUUCCCCCUCUCGGUCUCUCUCUUGGACAGGUUCUUGAGUUCAUCUUUGUCUGUCCCGGCGUCUCCGUUUUGUCUGGUGGCGUCCUGUGUCCUCGUGGCGUCUAAAUUGACUGAGUGUGAGACGCUCCCUGUGGACACGCUGUGUGCCGCCGCAGAGUACAGCUUCAGCUCCCACAGCCUCAGGGAGAUGGAGCGUGUGCUGGUGGGGACUCUGAGCUGGGACCUGGCCUCCGUCACGCCACAGGACUUCCUCCCUCACUUCCUGUCUGCGGCGGUGACAUCAUCAUCACGUGAUGGCUCAGAUCUGGCGUCCACGGUGCGCAGACACAGUGACACUCUCUCCGCUCUGUGUGUGUGCGACCCGCGCUUCCUCGGGGCCCCUCCAUCGCUGCUUGCGGCCGGAGCUUUGUGCUGCGCUUUAAAGGGACUGGGAACCAACCAGCACCUGGAGCUGACCACAGAGAGGAUCGCUCACCUGUGUCAGACUGACCCCGCCGUGUUGCAGUACUUCUCUGAGAUGAUUGAGUUGGUUCUUCGUGAGCGUUUGAGCGGUGGACUCCAGAGUGCCCCCUCACAGAAAGAGGAGGAACUGACCGAGCCGCCGCGCCCUGGGACCCCGGCGGACAUGACAGAGAUCGACUUUUAA